GAAAUGUUAAUUUGACAUUUGAGUUUGAUGGGUUGAUACGUCCUGUCGUUCGAUUAUCGAAUGAUGAGAGAGCUAAGGUUUUUUACUAUUAAUUACCCGUUAAAACUGUAAAUAUUUAUGCGAAACAAUGUCCGACGUUAACAUGGAGAAGUUUGCUAUGCCAGACUUUGUUCCUGACCGUUACGUGAAGGAAUUAGCGAGGUCUUGUGUCGGGGGGGAGGAGCUGCAGCAACAGAAGGAGAACAUACAAACUCUUUCCGAAGAAACUGCCAGUGCCCUCAAGAAAAAUGUCUACGAGAACCACAUGCAGUUCAUCGAGACGGCCACGGAAAUAUCCCACCUGGAGACUGAAAUGUACAAGCUGUCUCAUCUCCUGAGCGAACAACGAACGGUGCUUACAACCCUGUCUCACGCGUCAAUUUUAGGUAACGAAAACGCCCUGUCUCGCGAGUCUCUCGACAACCACGACGUCGAAGCCGAGAGGGCCGAGGAACAGCGCAAAAACAAGCUCAAUUUGAUUACAGAAAAAGUUGAAGGCUGUAUGAAUUUAUUAGAUGUUCCAGACCGAACUUUAUUACACGACGGUGAUUUAUUAGAAAUAGAUGCGGAGGAGAACACUGCCUUACAAAGAAUGCAUGUAUAUUUAUUCAAUGACUGCCUUAUGUUAACCUCGUGGAUAUCUAACCGUCGGGGUCCAAUGAGAUAUAAAUUCCAAAUUAGUUAUCCUAUCAGUACUCUAGCCGUAGUGAAUGUUCGUGAUUUAGGAACUGUGAAGCAGGCUUUUAAAGUCCUAGCUUUUCCAGACACUAGAGUAUUUCAGUGCAAUAGUAUUGCAGUCAAGAAAGAUUGGUUGGAUAAGUUUGAUGUGGCCAAAAAAAUGUAUAUUGAGAAAGAAAAUUCAAAACAAAAGAAAAAGGAAGGCCAAGAGAAGCCCAGGCUUGAGUCAUUGGAGUCUCCUAGUCUGUCAGUAGAGGAGCUGCCUUCACCGCAGAUAACACCACUGCCAGAGUGGCUAGCAGAUGUGACUGAAGAGCUAGAUGUUCUGAUUGUUGAAAGACACUUCCAGAAAACUUAUGAACUGAUGGUUUCAGCUCAGAAAGCAUUUAAUACAGAAGAAUUCAAGACCCACCCGCAGAAAGCAGAGAUAAUGAAAAGAAUUGAUCAAAAGCAAAAGGUUCUGAUAGAGAUAUUGCUAAAGGAACUUGACGUUACUCACAACUGGAGUCCAAGAGGAGGUCUACAGUCAUCCAGACAGCCAGUCAUGAUACUCAACAAGUUCAACAUGACUAGUCAAGCGUGUGAACUGUUUCUAGCUGUCUGUAGUCACACAGUCAAAGUACAUGUAAAAGGAGUCCAAUUAGAAGGCUCCAUCAAUAGUUAUGUUAAGCAAGUGGGUGAAGUGUUCUUUUGCUCACUUAGUGAUGCCUUAACAGAGUUUAUUACUUUAUUCCCUAAGAAUAAAGUGAGCGCUUUCGUAGUCUGGGCUAGCAUGCAGCUUAGGAUUUUAAUGAGUCAAAUAAUUAAGCAAGUUUUUACGCCGCAGUGUGCUCUGGAUUCAGUGCUGGAGUGUGUUGAGAGUCUUCGGGAACAGUGCACACUAUUCUGUGAAUUUGGGCUCGACCUGAGAUUCCAAAUGAAUAGUUGUUUAAGAACUCCUAUAAUAAAAGCGUUAAAGGAAUACAAAGAGAAGAUUGUUGAUUCUAUGAAAUCAAAGGUAUCUGAGGAUAAAUGGACCCCUGUCAAUAUGCAUACUAAAGCUGGUGUGAAUAAAUUCUUAUCUCAGAUGGAGAACUUGGGCCUUAUAUUAGCUAAGUUUAUAAUAAAUGAAACAUGGGUAGACUUGUCCAGUAGUACCAUUUGGUUUGCGCAGUCUGUAAUAACAGUUCAGAAGGUGGGCUUGAAUCUUGUCACAAAAGAUAUGAUGGAUGUAUUGGACGAGUGCAUCCAUGCUAUUUUCAACUCGCGCCUUAAGCUCUCUUUAGGGAAUGAUUCAAGUUAUGCACAGAAAAAUUUCCAGUUCAUUUUAGAUACUGUAAUGCCUCUCAUGUUGAGGCUAUAUAAAGAAGAAGUUGGUUAUGAUAAUGAGAAGCUAGUGACUCUAGCAAAAAAAUUCGGUGUGACUGUCGCACCUCCAAAGAAAUCCAACAUCACUAAAUACACAAGUAAUGAAUAUUUAUGAGACUAGCGAUACAUGUUGUAUGUUGGUGUACGAAAUUAUUUUUAUUAUGCUGAAGCUUUAAAAUUGUAAUAUAUAGAUAGUAAGCAUGCAGGAUUUUUGUAAGUUUAUUUAAAACUGAUCAAAUUAAAAUUUAUAUUAUAUGCAAGUUAUCAAUAUGAAAUUUUAAUAAACCAAAAUUUAUGGUUCA
This is a messenger RNA of Ostrinia nubilalis (European corn borer), 2366 nucleotides long. RefSeq names its product exocyst complex component 8 (gene Exo84). Lineage: Eukaryota; Metazoa; Arthropoda; Insecta; Lepidoptera; Crambidae. The transcript has a single exon. The record is from RefSeq and is a predicted model, not a curated record. Gene Ontology annotation, biological process: intracellular protein localization; Golgi to plasma membrane transport; exocytosis. The coding region runs from base 128 to 2179 and encodes 683 amino acids. Gene Ontology annotation, cellular component: exocyst.